Molecule: messenger RNA, 3116 nt
Organism: Haliotis rubra (blacklip abalone)
Lineage: Eukaryota; Metazoa; Mollusca; Gastropoda; Lepetellida; Haliotidae
Exons: 5
Coding region: 482-2464 (660 amino acids)
Molecular function (GO): metal ion binding
Source: RefSeq, a predicted model, not a curated record
CAAUGGAAAUCCUCUAGGAUCAUCAUCAAACACGGAGGAGAAACAAGAUUCUGAAACAGAAACAGAAGAAAAAUCGACAUCAGUGUCUUCAAGUCAGCUUGAGCCUCAGUCAAAAUUUACUGAUUCUACCUCUGAAGAUGAGAGAGAUGAAAGUGCCUGUUUUCCUUCUGAUCUCUUUAAUUCUUUCAGUUCUGUAGGAGAAAGUUCUGGUGGAUCAGUUCUGUUGGCAGAACCAGGCUUGGUUGAACACAGUUAUGUCCUAGAUCUGCUUGAUUCUGGAGAAGUUAGUCUACAAAAUGAAUGUUCCUCUUCAUAUUUUGUUCAUCUCUCCCCUCUAUCUGGAUCUGGCGGGUCAUGCUGGCAAAGCAAGAUAUUGCUACAUGACUAUGGAGAUACUUUUACAUUUGGGAGCUUAGAACGCUCUUCUGAACUCACAUGGGACGCAGUAUUAAGUCAAAAGAAACAUAUUUGGUCAUCAGCAAUGAGUCGAAGUCCUGUAAAUUUGUCAGUUAGGUCUCCAACUUUGAAAGGUGAGCUGUGGCAACUUUGGGAUGUCAACAGUCAGAAGAAAAUGGCUGAUAUGUGUGCAAGAAACACUGAUACAAAUACUUGCACCUGGAACAGUAUCCUUAGUCUUUCUGUCUAUGCUCCUGACAAGGUUGAAGAGGAAGAAGAAUGGAACAACGAUGAUGAAGUCUUCCUUUCAGAAAUCAUCAAUGAAGAAGAUGCAGUGUUAGGGCUUCAGUUUCUUGAAGAGAUCAAUGGAAUAGGAAAGGGUCCACGAUAUGAAAGAAGCGUUUCGGAGAGUGACUUACAAAGCAUGGCAGACAACCCUUUCCAGGACAUGUCAAAACCAAAUCUAGACAUAAGUUAUGAAUUGAUUCCAUCUGAAAAUUCUGCUUUCCAGGGUGUUGUUCCAAAGCAAUUGCAUCAUGUCAGAAGUGCUCCAAAUCUCCGCUAUAAGUCAUUAGUGUCAAUGGUUCGGGAAGAUGAUCUCCAUCCACCUGGUCUAGCUAGUAUUGAAUCUCCUGUUGAACAUUUGUAUUUCUCUGCUAAAACUCACUUUCGUCCUAUCCAAACCCCUGUUGCAACUCCAGAUGAAGAUGUCGAGUUCCAGCCCAAGGAUCUCUUUGGUGGAAUGUCAGACAACAGUGGAACUCCAUAUCAACAGUUUCUUAGUCCAGGAGAAGAAGAAGAAAGCAACUUUCGGCCCAAAUUUAAAAUACAAAAAGAUUUGGACAAAUAUAUUCAAACUGGGGGAAGUCUAGAUGAAUCAGAUAUUGACUACGAGAGAUUUAGACAGCAACAUUGUGAACAAGCCAAAAACAGUCGAACUGAAUUCAUUGAAGAAAUUGUUGUUGGUUCCGUCUUAGAAGAAAAUCUGGAACCGGACGUCGUAGAUCAAAGUUCAAGCUACCUAGCAGUUGCUGAGCCUGAGAUUGCUGAAACAGACAGCGUCAAGAACCUUUCACUUUCCAAAAGUGUAGGUCCAUCUGUGGAGGACGAAUCUGUACUGCAGUUAUGUACGAGUCUAAGAGACUUGUACAGUGAAAAGAAAGCAGACAAGAGCAGGAAAAUAACAAAACAAAGUCAAGGAGUGGACUCAAAAGUCCCAGAUGAUUCUAAAUGGGAUGGUCAGAAGAUCAAAGAAAUGCAUUUGUCAGAUGUGCAACACUAUCAUGACAUAUGGAGUGCAGGAUAUGAAAUGGACUUGCAUCCUUUCAGUGUUGAUAAUGAGACUUUGUACUUGCCAUGUGCUGUUGAUGAGACACUCUGCAGUUCAGAGGUCACAACAAACGAUGAAGAAAACAAGUCAAAAGAGGAGUCUGACAAAACCGAUGAACUCUACUUAUAUUACUUGGAAAAUUAUCCGGAAUAUGAUUCCUACAUAUUAAGUGCAUCUGAUGUUUGCUCUGGCCCACAGAGUUAUGAAGUGUCUGGUCUGAUGCCAAUCCCACACCAGGCUGUGUACUCGUCAGAUCUUGAGAAGCAGUGGCUUGAGAAAAAGGCCCUCAGUGGAAGGAAUGCCAAAAGGAAAUCACAUAAACUGAAGCUGAGGAGAGAUUCAAUCAAGCGCAAACCCUGCAGUUUUUUCCUGGAGGGUAAUUGUCGACGAUCUGACUGCAAAUUUUCCCAUGACUUAUCCAGCAUCACUUGCAGAUUUUGGGAAGAAGGCCUUUGUUUCAAAGGUUCACUCUGUCCAUUUUACCAUGGUUAUCCAAGUGAUACUGAGACGAGCUUGACUACUGAUGGGAAGAUUGGAGAUAGAUAUGAAUUCAAGAAGGACGAGUUUCCAGAACUUGACAACUUUGGUAAAAGUGUGCAUAAAGAACUACACAGCCAAAAGAUAAAUAGGAAACGACAAGCACACAAAGAAUUCCUGAAGAAAACUUUAUCCAAUCGGAGAAAGAAUAGACCUUCAAAGAAAUUGCAGACCAGGACAGUUCAAGCUAGCAGCUGUUGAAAACACACGAAAGUUUUUCUUUUCCAAUGUUUAAUUUUAAUGAUGUUACACAGAUAAUUGAGGUGCCUUGACAAGAAAACCUUUCCAAAUCAUAUUGAAUUUAUAUCCAUGUUUAAUUAUUGCAACAUAGCCUUUACCUACACUUUUAAAUCAUUGUUCAUCUUUCUCAGGAUCUCUACCUUUCAAGCAAGUUAUUUAACAGCUUUGAGCAGUUGAUUUUGAGGGGUCAGUGUUUUCAGCAUGCAUGGAGCCUUCUUUCAUUUUUCAGAAACUUUCUUCAGAGCAAUGUUCAGGAAAUAGUUACUGUUUCAUACAUCUUUAACCUAUAGACUGAAACAGUAGCUAUUUAGUGCUGAAAUUCCUGUCCACAUUUGCUCCUGAUGUAUGUACAAAUUUAGCCAAAUUGUGUUUGCAGACAGAAAUAGAAUAGAACAGACAACAAAGAAUCAAAGUACCACAAAAUGAUAAGAUCUGUACCUUCAGUUGUACAAAACAGCAUUUUGCUACAAAUCCACACGUUUACAUCCUAUCAUUGCUCUGAAGAAGCCAGUGUACGAAGUCAGUUGCUACUCAGAUAUAGGACUGUAAUAUCUAGUCAAUAUAUUAAUCAUUAGUCAAGAAACCCUCAUAUGAGCCCAAUAUAUACCAUUAA